Molecule: messenger RNA, 225 nt
Organism: Gongylonema pulchrum
Lineage: Eukaryota; Metazoa; Nematoda; Chromadorea; Rhabditida; Gongylonematidae
Source: the annotation of a GenBank genome assembly
AUGGAAAGCUUGCGUCGAGAGAACAAGUCGCUGUCAUUAGAAAUCAAGGACUUGACCGAUCAACUUACUGAAGGGGGCCGCUCUGUUCAUGAACUGCAGAAGAUGGUGCGCCGUUUAGAAGCCGAAAAGGAAGAACUACAGAAAGCUCUCGAUGAUGCAGAAUCUGCUCUGGAAGCAGAGGAAGCCAAAGUGCUUCGUGCGCAGGUAAACUUUUUGCUUUACUGA